Messenger RNA from Pimephales promelas (fathead minnow), 3332 nucleotides. The record is from RefSeq and is a predicted model, not a curated record. NCBI's taxonomy places the organism in Eukaryota, Metazoa, Chordata, Actinopteri, Cypriniformes, Leuciscidae.
AUUCCGCUUAGUCACUUUCGAGGAGUCUGUGAAGUUUGAGCACUGUCGAGCCUCGGCGUCUUUCCUCCUAAAUAAAAGAGAGUUUGCGUUUCUUCUGCGGGUUACUGUCCCCCUUCACCUCCAGCCCAACACACUCGUAUACCAAGCAAGCACAGCUUCCAAAUGGAAGAAGCAGACAAAGUUUCAUCAUCCAGUGCACCUGACGAGGCUCCGCACGAUAUUGCGAUCAUGAAUGAAGCCGGUCAGACACGCGACGCGGAGGAGGAGAGGACCGAGGAAACUAGUUCUCCACAAACAACUGAGGUAACUGCUUCACAAACAACUGAGGUAACUAGUUCUCCACAAACAACCGAGUCUCCACAAACAACUGAGGUAACUAGUUCUCCACAAACAACUGAGGUAACUAACGUUAGUGCUUCACAAACAACUGAGGUAACUAGUUCUUCACAAACAACUGAUGAGGUAACUAGUUCUCCACAAAUUAAUGAAGAAACGAAUUCUCCACAGCCAGCAGAAGUGAUCGUUACGCCAGAGAUGGCGGAGGAAAGCGUUACUCCUGAAAAGUUAAGUGAAGUUCCAGUGAAGCAGACGAGCACAGAGGCAGAAGUAACGUCUACUUCACAGACACAUCCAGCGAUCACUGAAGCUGCCGUUACUCCUAAAACAGCGGAGGAAAGCGUUACUCCACAUGUAACUGAAGCCGUUACUAAAGCGGAGGAAAGCGUUACUCCACAUGUAACUGCCGUUACUAACGCGGAGGAAAGCGUUACUUCGCCUGUAACUGAAGCCGUAACUAACGCGGAGGAAAUAGUUACUCCAUUUGUAACCGAAAUAACAUCAGAAGUAACAUCAUCUCAGCAGACAGUGAUGGAAGAGGAGCGCGUGACUCCGGUGAAGUCCGCUGAAAGUCCCGCACCGGAGAUCAGCAGCUCGUGUUCGGCUCACACACACACUCUCUCAUCCGACGCCCGUGAGGAGGAGAAGGAGAAACAACACCCGCACACUCUUCAUCCAUCAUCAUCAUCCAAUGAUCCCGAACCUCCUUCUGCUCCUGGUGUCGCUCCUGCGCUCUCUCAGCCUCAGUUUCCAUCAGACUGCUGGGAUUCUCCAUCCGUAGCUUCACAGGCCUCAGAGCUAACUAUGGAUUCAUUGGGACACAAGGACUCGACGGGAUUCGACCCGGAUGUGCUAAGCCAGUCAGAUGACGACUUCAUGUUUGAAACGAAGAAGAGUCCCUUCCAGGCGUUUUCCCCUCUAAACGACGGUCUCGGGGAAACGCCGGCCGACAGUCCGUCUCCAGACCUGGUCCAAGAUGCGUAUGACGGAGAAGAAGCUCAUGCGCAGUCAGAGUCAAGACAAGCCAAACAAGAGCUUUCCCUUUCGUAUGCUUCCGAUGUCAACACGGCGUCCGAUGACCGGCCGAUGUCUCUCCCAGAUAUUUUGAAAUCUUCUCCCAUGAACCCUGAAAAAGUGGACUCUGGCUCAUCAGAAGGAAGCCCUGAGUUCAGCCCGGCUCAUAGAAGAGGGAACGAUCCACCCAAAUCCCCAUUCUCGGCGUCUGCUAACAUUCUGGACUCCAAGAUCUUGCUUCUGAAGGAGAUGGCCGAGGUCACGGAGGCGAGAGCGGCCGCAGAGAAGGCCAAGCUGGCAGAACACAACAACUCAGAGCAGAGUUUUGUAGCUUUCGAUCUCGUGAAAGAGACGGACGUGCCUCAAAAAACGGACAGUCUUUUGAAGGACAAGGUUGAGGUGUUAAGCCAGACUUCUGUUCAAACGGCGCCCAAAUUUGAUUGUCUGAACUUCCCGUUGGGAAAGGCUCAGGAACAGUGGGAUUCUGAGAGCCCUUCUGCGGACUCCUUCUCCCCGGUGUUGGACGCGGUGCCCCCGAAACCCUCGAGCUUCUCCGCGGAGCAGGAGCGCCGAGACGAGGCGUCCGAGCCCGAGCCGUCCUCUGAAGAGUUCGAGUUUAUCGAGAGGCCGACACGAGGAGCUGCCGAGGACUUUCUGGAGAUGCAGGAUAGCCUGACGUUCAUGAAACCGGCAUCAGAAGUGUUGCUGGAUGAAGACCGAUCUCCUGAACUGGAAUCUGUAGCUGAAGAGGAAGAUCAGAUCUCCUACCAUCUUCCCACCCCGGCGUCAGACAAAUCCUCUGCUGGGAGAGGAAAGGCAGGCCUGGAAUCUGAUCUACAAGAACUUUCCCCAACUCCAGUGACCCGUCCUCCAGGGGAUCAAGCUGGAUCCGGGAAGAGGGCAGCUGAAGCUGAAGGGAUCCCGAUGCCAGAUCGGAGCGCGGCGGCAGUGCUGCAGCUGCUGCGCUGGCGGGACGUGCGCUGGAGUGCGCUGGUCUUCGGCUCAAGCCUCUUCCUCCUCCUCUCCCUCACCUGCUUCAGCAUCAUCAGUAUCCUCUCCUACUCCGCUCUCGCUCUGCUCUCGGCCUCCGUCUCCUUCAGGGUCUACAAGGGGGUCCUGCAGGCCAUCCAGAAGUCUGAUGACGGACACCCGUUCAGGUGUGUGCUGGAGAAGGACUUGUCUGUGUCCAGUGAGGCGGUGCAGAGGCACAGUGAUGUUGUUCUGGGUCGGGUCAACGGAGCGCUGAAGGAGCUGCGCCGCCUGUUUCUGGUGGAGGAUCUCGUCGACUCUCUCAAGUUCGGCGGGCUGUUGUGGGUCUUCACGUAUGUUGGUUCCUGGUUUAAUGGACUCACGCUUCUCAUUCUGGCUCUGAUUGGAGCUUUCAGCGGCCCGAUAACCUACGAGAAGCAUCAGGCUGAGAUCGAUCAGUUCAUCUCUUCGGUCCGCAGUCAGAUGAGGGGUGUGUUGGGGAUGAUCCAAGGGAAGGUUCCCGGAGCCAAGAAGAAGCCGGAGUGACACACACACAAACACACACACACCUCUGUCUGUCUGUCUUCACCUCUGUGUGUUCACUGUGACAUCAUCGAGUGGCUCUGAUGUGAAUUAAUGAAAUCUCUUGUUGAAUAAUGAAUCUGAGAAACGUGGAGCUCCUCCAGAAGCGAGUGUGUUUCUUUUAGACUGAGGCAAAGUGGAAUUGUACCAAUAUUGGCUUUUUGUGUUGUUUUAGUUGAUAUGACUGUGAUUUUACUGUAACAGUGUUGAUUGGCUGGAGGGUUUCUGGGUAAUCUGUGCUUGACGAGUAGAACUUCUCUAAUGAACACGUUUACAUGCAACUUCCCUGAAAAGAAGUUACUGUAUUUAAUCUAUUUAUCUGUGGACGACUCCUAAAGCUGCACUUGAGCAUCCCCCGAGACCCGAGCGCUUGUUCUGCACGCGAGGAACGAGUCUGAUGUUAACGAGUACUAAUAAAGCUUCUAACUGAA